AAACAACCAUCUUCUUACAACCUCACCUCUCCAUCCAACACCACCAAACUAUCAAUCAUGGAGCAAAGACAGCCCCAAGAACUAGAAGCACACCCGUUUCCCACGAAUCCAGAAGAAUUCGAUUCCGACGACCGGAUAUCCUUCUCGAAGCUCGACAACAAGUUCGUCCUGGUCCAGCCCGACGGUACCGAGUUCGAAUUCGACGACGCGAUCAAGCGCUGGAUCCCAGUCGUAGACGAGGCACUACUUGAGGAGCAACAGAAAGCUUAUGUUGUGGCGGGCGUCGACGAAGCUGAACCAGUGGAUGCGCUGAAGAGGAAAAGGAAGAAGGAAUACGUUAACGGUGAAGAUGAAGGAGGACGGGCGACUAAAGCCCCAAAGAAAGCGAAAGCUCCACUACCACCCCGCCCUAAUACCGCUGUCUACGUUACAGGUCUUCCGCACGAUGUCACAGUAGAAGAAGUACACGAGGUGUUCUCGCGCAAAUGCGGCGUCAUCGCGGAGGAAAUUGAUAGCGGAAAGCCGAGGAUAAAACUCUACACGGACGAGAAGGGCGAUUUCAAGGGUGACGCUUUGGUAGUCUUCUUCAAAGCUCCUUCGGUUCAGAUGGCCAUCACACUGCUAGACGACACGGAAUUCCGGUUUGGAGAUCGCUCGAGCGGUAGGAUGAGAGUUCAGGCUGCGGAGUCGAGUUACAAAAAAGUACAGCAUACGGACGGAGGCGAUCAGGCGGCGGAGAAGAAGAAGACGAGUAUGAAAGAUAAGCAGAAGAUCAUCAAGAAGACGCAGAAGUUGGAUGCCAGGUUAGCAGAUUGGAGUGACGACGAGCCAUCGAGUAUCGUGGAGACCAGUUCGAGGUGGGAUAAGGUUGUUAUCUUGAAACACAUGUUCACUCUGGAAGAGUUGGCUGAGGAUCCAGCUGCGAUACUGGAUAUCAAGGAGGACAUCAGAGAGGAAUGCAGCAAGCUUGGGGAGGUCACCAAUGUGGUGCUUUUCGACCUGGAGGAAGAGGGGAUUGCGAGUGUACGAUAUGCGAAUGCAGAGGCUGCGAAGGCGUGUAUCGGCGUUAUGGAUGGCAGGAGUUUUGCGGGCCAAAAAGUGGUGGCGUAUAUUUCGGAUGGGAAGGAGCAAUUCAAGAAGUCAAAGAAAAAGAUUGACGAGGACGAGGAUGCUGUUCCUGUAAAAUAGAUGGGAGACUUACUUUUCGAGGUGAUGGGAAAGGGGCGUAAGCGAGAAUACCAAUGUCACAAUACGAAGCAGCAAGCAGGCCAGUUGAGCAAGCACGAAAUAAUGAUA
Cadophora gregata is the source of this 1296-nucleotide messenger RNA. RefSeq lists its product as uncharacterized. Bases 58 to 1188 code for a protein of 376 amino acids. The transcript is spliced from 2 exons. Gene Ontology annotation, cellular component: U2-type spliceosomal complex; U2 snRNP. Lineage: Eukaryota; Fungi; Ascomycota; Leotiomycetes; Helotiales; Ploettnerulaceae. Gene Ontology annotation, molecular function: RNA binding. The record is from RefSeq and is a predicted model, not a curated record. Gene Ontology annotation, biological process: mRNA splicing, via spliceosome.